GUGUGUUUAUAUUAAACUCACAAAUCUCCACCUUCCAUUGCUCAUUAGUCUUACCCACCAGGACAAGACAAAGACAUACAAGAAAAAUCCUCAUCUUUGUUUGUGUCUUUGUUUAACUUUCCAUCUUAUUAUUCUUUUUUCCUGAUCAAGAUGAAAACAAUCAUGGCCAAUUCUUCUUCACAUGAUUCCUUCUCCUUCUCCAAGAGAUAUAAUAAUUAUUUCAACUUCAACAAAAACACCAAACACAACCAUAACCAACAUCAAGAAGAAGAAGAUGACCACCACCAAAUCCUAACAGUAAACCCUCCAAAACACAAACACACCACCGUUGUCUCAGUCUCCAAGCUCCGUUCCGCCAUUGCAUUAUCGUUCGGGAUUAGGACUCGGUCAUGUCGAGUCCUGGGGACGAUAUUCGGACACAGACGAGGGCACGUGCAUUUCUCGGUACAAACAGAGGGGAGUGCGAAGCCGAUGUUCUUAGUGGAGCUAGCGAUGCCAACGACUGCGCUCGUUCGAGAGAUGGCGUCGGGGGUGGCGAGGAUUGCGUUGGAGUGUGAGAGAGGGGAGAAAAAGAAGAAGAAGGGAGAGUUGAAUGAGGAAGGGAUAUGGAGAUCAUAUUGUAAUGGGAAGAAGUAUGGAAUUGCUCAUAGGUUCGAGUGUGGGGCUGAAGAAUGGAGGAUUCUUAGAGCUGUUGGGCCUAUAACUGUUGGAGCUGGGGUGUUGCCUGGGAUUGAAGAGGGAGGUGGUGAAGGUGAAGUGAUGUUCAUGAGGGCUAGGUUUGAGAGAGUUGUGGGUUCAAAGGAUUCAGAAGCUUUUUACAUGAUUAAUCCUGAUGGGGUUGGUGGCCCUGAGCUUAGUAUUUUUCUGCUCAGGGUUUGAUUCGUUUCUCUCGCAAGAAUAGUACUUGGAGUGAAGUUUGGGUUACAGUAAUCCCCAUGGAUAUACAUAAGAAGUACUUAAUUUGAUCCGAUACUUGAGUGAGCUGCAAAAAAAAGAUGGAUGUAGUUCAGAACUCACUCAAGUAUUUUUCUUCUUCUCUACUUUCACCAACUUUUUCUUUCUUCUUCUUAAUAUCCAUUUUUAAUUAAGCUUUGUAGGGGAAGGGGUUUUGCAGUAAUAAUAAUAUGUAUUAAAUAUGACUCAUGAGCAUAAUAACAAUAACAAUAAUCUUAUUUUGGAAAACUUCAGUCAUUUAA
Messenger RNA from Cucumis melo (muskmelon), 1196 nucleotides. RefSeq names its product protein MIZU-KUSSEI 1-like. Gene Ontology annotation, biological process: hydrotropism. The transcript has a single exon. Lineage: Eukaryota; Viridiplantae; Streptophyta; Magnoliopsida; Cucurbitales; Cucurbitaceae. The record is from RefSeq and is a predicted model, not a curated record. Bases 151 to 879 code for a protein of 242 amino acids.